Ooceraea biroi (clonal raider ant) is the source of this 1065-nucleotide messenger RNA. RefSeq names its product transmembrane emp24 domain-containing protein bai (gene bai). NCBI's taxonomy places the organism in Eukaryota, Metazoa, Arthropoda, Insecta, Hymenoptera, Formicidae. The record is from RefSeq and is a predicted model, not a curated record.
UAUUACUAAUAGUUAAUGGUUAGUGGCUGCCACCGCUGCCAACUCAUCGAAAUGUUGACGGAUCUUCGCAACUGCGAAAUUUAUCGAUAGUAGAUUGGAGAAUCCUUUUUAAGGACGAUUGUGCGUCAACGAUCAGAACAAUCAGGAUGAAUUGCGCUCACGUAAGCGCUGUCCUGGCGAUCUUUUUGAUCGCUCAGGCUCACGGUAUCAUGUUUUACUUGGAACCGAACAGCCAUAAGUGUUUGAAGGAAGAGGUGCAUGCGAAUGUGCUCGUGACGGGCGAGUAUGAAGUAUCCGAGGCAAUAGGUCAGAAAACAGAUUACGUUAUCCAAGAUUCUAAAGGACACAUAUUGUCCCAGAAGGAGGAUAUCCCUCAUGGAAAAUUGUUAAAAUUUUCCUUUGUGACUGAAACUUAUGACACUUUCGAAAUAUGCUUCAUCUCGUAUAUUCCUAGCCAUCAGCGUGGUGUCAGACAAGAAGUCACAUUAAUCACGAAACGCGGCAUUGAAGCUAAGAAUUAUGAAGGCUUGAUCGGUGAAGCGGCAAAAUUGAAACCUGUCGAAGUGGAAUUGAAACGAUUGGAGGAUUUGUCCGAAGCGAUAGUGCAAGAUUUCGCCAGAAUGCGGAGAAAUGAGGAAGAAAUGAGAGAUACAAAUGAGGCUACAAAUACCCGAGUAUUGUACUUCAGUCUAUUCUCGAUAUGCGUCCUCUUUGGGUUAUCUACCUGGCAACUUUUCUACUUCCGUCGUUUCUUUAGGAUGAAGAAACUCAUAGAAUAAAUGGAUUUUCGAUCGCUAACAAAUAUAUUUAUUCCAUGAACUUCGUUUUUUGUUAUCUCCCAAACUUCAGAUUCAAAUUACAAAACUUUAAUCUCGAUAUUACCAAAAAGUUUAAAUAUGCAGAACAAUGCAUUAUAAUUACAUAUUAUCAUACACGAGCCAAUGCUAUUUUUUUAAUUAAUGUAAAAUAUAUUAAAUGCUCAUUAUUUUGUCACCGUUUACAUGCAUCACGUUCAAGAAAACAUUAUAAAAUUUCUUAAAUAAAAUAUAUUGAUACGAUAUAUCA